GUAAUUGGUUUCAAUCCAAGCCCAUCAAAGUAGAUCCAUUUUCAGCUUCGAGUUCAGAGACGCAGACAAAACAAAACUUCUCACACACACAGAGACACAGAAAGAGGAACAGAACAGAGAUGGGGGUGAUGGAGAAGCUUAAGAUGUUCGUCGUACAAGAGCCUGUCGUCGCAGCUUCUUGUCUCAUCGCCGGCGUUGCUCGUUGAAGCUACGCGGGUCUUGGUUCUGUGCCCAAGUUCAUCGCUUUUCUUUAUAUAGGGACUGUGAAAUUGAUGUACUAGUACCCAUUUAGCUCUUUGUGCUUAAUUGUCUGGCUCAAGAAAUCUAAGGCUUUGGAUUCUGGUUUUGUUUCGGUAGCUUCGGUCUAGGAGAGUAAUGAGAUGGUUAUUUGGCCGGAACAACAUUGCUAUUUGAGCUCUAGGAUUGGCAAACUCAUUUGAUAAUCGUAAUGAAGAAUGCAGAUGGUGUGAUUGAGACUGAGGAAUACAUAGUUGGGAGACUGAGAUAAAGCCGAGAAAACAGUGUUGUCGCGUUGAUUUAUUUCUUUUUAGCUCUCUGUGCACUGAGAUAGGGGUUUCUUGAGAAAACAGGAAGGUGACAUGAUCUGUUGAAUGGAAAUCUAAAGAGGAUGUGAACCUCCCAUCAUUCUUUCUUACAUACAACUCAUCUUGUUUCUAUUUUUAGCUACUGCAUGCAAUCCUUGUCUCACAGGCAAAGCCUCAGACAAAGCUCCCUUCUUUUUCCUUACCACUAAGUUAAACAAAAAAUACAAAAGAAAAAAGGGUUUUUCUUCUAGAGUAUAUUAUUUGAGAAACACUCUUCUUUUUCAAUUUUAGAACUUCGGUGUUUUAAGGUUUUUUGUUUUCUAACUGAAUUUUGCAAGACAUCUCGGGUUUUUCUUUUUUGGGAUGUUCCUAUAGUUUACUUUUUUUGCUCUUUCUUCUAAGGGGUUAGAGGUGUUUGACUUUAAAACUCAAAAAGCUUGAAUCUUCUUAUGAAACGGGAGAAUUUGAAGAUGAAGCAACCAAGCAAAGACCAGGAUACAAGUUCCACCAAGAGAAUUCGCAUCAUAUAUGAUGAUCCCUAUGCCACUGAUUGUUCGAGUGAAGAUGAUGAGGAAUAUAAUAUUAAGAAAAAUAGAUCAGUGCGUAAUAAGCGCAUUGUUUCAGAGAUUUUGGUUGGGGGUACCCCAUGUGAAUCAUCUGCAAAGACUUCAUUCAAUUGCAAUACCUAUGGCACCAAGUUUGGUACUAGUAUGGAUUUCGAUGACAGUAAGGAAACUCAAAGAUGUGCUACCAAAUAUAAGGGAGUUCGGCGUAGAAAAUGGGGAACGUAUGCGGCGGAAAUUCGAGAUCCAUUUCGAAAGACUAGAUUAUGGCUUGGCACUUAUACUACUGCAGAGGAGGCUGCUAUGGCUUAUCAGAAAAAGAGGGUCGAGUUUGAUAACAUAAAGUUAUUGCAAAAGACUAAGAGUAAUCUUGAAGAGUUGCAAUUAUCAGAUAAGGCCAAGGGAGUGUGUGAGACCAAGCAUAAUUAUCAAGGCAAUCAUUUAUCAGAGAGUCAGGAUUUAUCAGCUGAUGCUGCUAUUGAAACUGUUUCAUAUGAAGACACCAAAAGUGUGUUUUCUCAUCCAUCACCUUCAUCUGUGCUUGAUAUUUCUAGUACAGCUGCACAAAAUAUUGGACUCAGAAAGUCAGAUGAAGAGUCCACUUUGGAGGUUUCUGGACGAGAAGGCCCUGUGCCACUAGAUUCUGAAGAAGAGCAAUACAAUUUGAAGGCUCCUGAAAAGCCAACAUUGUUACCACCCGUACAUUUGAAUAUUGGGUUUGUGGAUAAUUACAUGCUUGAGUGUUUGGAUCGGUAUUUUGAUGGUAUGACUGACAUAGUUGAUCAUCCUGCGUGUGAUGAUGUAAAUGGACUCUUCCUUCCAGCUGUAGUGAGGCCAAUGUUAGAUUCCUUUGAAGCGUCUAAGCAAGUCCCUCAGCCUGCUUUAAGUGAUGUGGUUGCAGGUAUGACGGGUAAAAAAUAGAGGCAAUAUGAUUCAUUGAUACAAGUGACAAUUAAAGAACCCCUCUUUUCCAUUUUCGUGAGCAAUGUAAUAAGCUUGACAAUCAUGUAUGGAGAUGCAUCUUGAAUCAUCCUCUAUUUUUUUGUAGGCAUAUGAAUGGUUUUCAUUACCAUGUUCAUUCAUGGUGACUUAAUGAAUUUAGUUGUUGAUUUGAAUGGCUUA
Rosa rugosa (rugosa rose) is the source of this 2230-nucleotide messenger RNA. Its product is annotated as ethylene-responsive transcription factor CRF6. The record is from RefSeq and is a predicted model, not a curated record. The coding region runs from base 995 to 2029 and encodes 344 amino acids. The transcript has 4 exons. Gene Ontology annotation, molecular function: DNA-binding transcription factor activity; DNA binding. Gene Ontology annotation, biological process: regulation of DNA-templated transcription. Lineage: Eukaryota; Viridiplantae; Streptophyta; Magnoliopsida; Rosales; Rosaceae.